Messenger RNA from Symbiodinium necroappetens, 1170 nucleotides. NCBI's taxonomy places the organism in Eukaryota, Dinophyceae, Suessiales, Symbiodiniaceae. The record is from the annotation of a GenBank genome assembly.
AUGCGCUGCCUGGCAACAGCUGCGCUGCUUGCGGUUGUGGUGUGCUUGGCAACGCUGCACCUGUGUUUGUUCACAGCCUGGUACUCUUUCGGCCGCAAGCUGUUCACGCGAAGGGAGAAUGUCCACUUCAAGGACAUCGAGCUGGCCAUUGAGAUUGCAAGGGCUUCCCCCAUCCGGGACACAGACACGACGUCCAAGGAGCGACGCUUGGCCCUACUCUUCAUGCUGCGGACACAUUUGGUGGAGAUAGACGUUUGGCAAAGGUGGCUGCAGCCGAAAACUGACACGACAGGCGGCUCCGUCGAAGAGCCACGGGUUUCUCUGUAUUUUCACGUGACCGACUUGCAGGCCGCAGGACCAGAAGUUGUGCAAGCGCUCCAGGCGCUCCCCGGCACUAGGAAGAUCAUCGCUCCGGUGGCGACUGGCUGGUGUGAGCUGCUUGCUGCCGAGGUGGCAUUGCUGCAAGCUGCUUUGCUCGACGAUCCCGGCGCCGCAAUGUUUGUUCUGCUGCCACACGAUGCCAGAGUCUUGGUCAGGUUUGUCGAAACGGCCUGGUUAUGCUUCGACGUGGGAACUGGCAAGUCAUGGCUUUUCUGCAUGCAUACCGCAGCGUUUGCCCAAGUCCACUACCAGUGGAAGAAGCUCUUUGCUACCAUGUGUUUCUUUAUUCAGACGGACAGGGUCUGCAUGGACAAAGCUUCCGCCAGCGCACUUCGCGGCGGAGUCGCCGCAGCCGUGGUCCAAGCCAUCUGCGUUCCAGCCUUUAUGUGGAUGCGAACCGUGACGAACUACCAAUACCGGCACGGUGGUCGAGUGCUAGAUGUUGCUCGGAGAUUAUAUGCAGAAGGUGGUCCACGUCGCUUUUACCGAGGCGUCGUCCCUGCGCUGGUGCAAUCACCAGUCCUACGAUUCGGUGGUUUGGCAGUUAACGAAGGUCUUCUCUCAGUCACAGCCAAUUACUCCGUGUCUCACACGGCCACAGCAGCUUUGUCUUCUGCUGCGGCGACCGGUCUGAAGAUACUCCUCAUGCCGCUCGAUGCAUGGCAGACUGCCAAGCAAGUGAAUGGCCAGCAGGGCCUGACCCUGCUGAUGAUCGAAGCUAAGAAGCGGCCACUGAGCCUGUGGAGGGGCACCGCAGGAUGUUUGACUGGAACCUGGGUUGCUCACUAU